Molecule: messenger RNA, 3464 nt
Organism: Cyprinus carpio (common carp)
Lineage: Eukaryota; Metazoa; Chordata; Actinopteri; Cypriniformes; Cyprinidae
Product: growth factor receptor-bound protein 10-like
Exons: 13
Coding region: 1457-2812 (451 amino acids)
Biological process (GO): insulin receptor signaling pathway; negative regulation of Wnt signaling pathway; negative regulation of insulin receptor signaling pathway
Molecular function (GO): insulin receptor binding
Source: RefSeq, a predicted model, not a curated record
CACACCUACCCCCACCCACACCCCCACCCAACCCAAUCUAACCUAACCUGACGAGGGUGUGGGUGAAAGAGAAGUUGUUGGAAAGCGCACCAGGGAUAGCUGUGUCUUCAGGUUUAAUCCAGGUCUCAGUCAAGCCCAAAAGACUAAGAGCUGACUGAGUAGCAAAGGCUGGAAAAAAGUCAGCUUUGCUGACAGCUGACUGACAAUUCCAGAGGCCCAUAGAAAAUGAAAGAGGUGCAAUCGAAGAAGUGUGGAUAGGACACAGGUUAGCAUGAUUGUGGCGUCUCCUGCGUGUUGUAUAAGAGUGUUUACAUUGAGAGACAAAAGGAAUAUAAUGGAAACACAUGUGGAAAGUUGUGGAGAGAGGAAAGGAAAGGAAGUAGAAUAAGGGAAAGAUACUGCUGUGUUUUGUCCAUGUUGUCUUUUGGUUGAGUCACGCAGGUAGCGUUGCAGGUCUUUACCUAGUCAGUCUUCACACGAGGAGGGCUGAACAUAAGGGCUGACACUUCGGCACCAGCGAACUGCCUCCACUUAAACACAGCUUAACCCUCUUGAGUGAAUACAGCUGUCGACACCUUUCUAGCACAGCAAAGCCUAUAGCACGCAAAUGGCUUGAAAUCGAAACUACUGUGGUACAGUUUGCCACUUAAGCACAAAUUAUCAGGUAGCAAAAAGUAUUUUUGUAGAUUCUAAUUGUAGCUAAUGGCAAACACCAUGCACAAGCAGCAUACAGUUUUAAAAUAAAAUAAGCAUUAAAUUAAUUAGUCCUCCGUACUAGCAGAUAUUUAUUCUAAAUGAAAGGAAAAGAAAACUGGAAAUAAGCAAAAAACGCACAAGCUCUUGCCGUGUCCACUGAAAAUCGCUUUCUCCUUUGAUUUUAGUGAUAAUGUUAUGUCCCUGUUAUACUACAAAAAUGGCAAAAGAUAAAAAAAAAAAUUAAAAAAGUUCAAGAUGGCGAUGCAAACAUUUACAGAGGAUCUCCUAUAUAGAGUCCAACAGUCACCUUGUGGCAAUAUGGGUCAGUAGGGUAAUGAUGGACACACUGUACACUCCAUGACAUGGCUGCAGAUUAUGACGCUAUGAGAUGGUGUGCGCACAUAUGUGACCCAGUGUUCUCCCCUCUGACUGCUUAAAUGGUAGAGUGAUGAGUGAAAGAGAGGAGGAGGAGAAGAGGAGAAGAGGAGGAGCAGUCAACCCAGCUGGAGGACUGGAGAGUUUGCAUACCUUUUAUGUUACCACCCCUACUGACUCUUUCUUCUGGACUGAUUCCAGUACUCCCUCCGGCCCUCUAUCCCUGACUUCCUCUCGCUCUCUCCCUUCCUCCCCACCCCCAUAACUGAAAUAGUCUCCUAAAGGAUUGAGUCAUCCAUUCUGUCCGGUUUCCUGUGGUCACAGAAAGUUAAUUUUAGCAGCGGCUGCCAAACAGAUAUGUGUGCAAGUGUCAAAACGGAGAGAGAUGAAGCCUUUAGAUGAAACUCUGGGUCCAUUAAAAAAAGAAAAACUCAAUUCACUUCCACAGAAAUGGAUCAUAAAAAUCUUUAGCGAGGAUGGGAUGGGAAAGGUGGUGGAGAUCCCAGCCGACAUGACAGCGCGAGACCUGUGCCAGUUUCUCGUCUAUAAAAACCAUUGUGUGGACGAUAACAGUUGGGCGCUUGUGGAACAUCAUCCAGCCCUGGGACUCGAAAGAUGUUUAGAAGACCAUGAACUGGUUGUCCAAGUGCAGGCGUCAAUGACCAGUGAGAGUAAAUUUCUCUUCAGGAAGAACUAUGCCAAAUAUGAAUUCUUUAAAAAUCCAUUGAACUUCUUCCCAGAGCAAAUGGUUGCCUUGUGUCAGGAGACCAGUGGGACCAUCCCACCAUCCCAGCUCCUGCAGAACUUUUUAAACUCCAGCAGUUGUCCUGAGAUCCAGGGAUAUUUGUAUGUGAAAGAAAUGGGCAGGAAAUCAUGGAAGAAACUGUAUGUGUUUUUAAGACGGUCAGGAUUGUACUUCUCAACGAAGGGAACGUCAAAGGAGCCCAGGCAUUUACAGCUACUAGCAGACCUGGAGGACAGCAAUGUCUUUACGGUAAUAACGGGGAGAAAGCUGCACAAUGCACCGACUGACUUCGAAUUCUGCAUUAAACCUAACAAAGUAAGGAAUGAAGUGAAAGAACUGAGGAUGUUGUGCGCAGAGGACGAGCAGAGCAGAACAUGCUGGAUGACAGCCUUUAGACUCUUCAAGUAUGGAAUUUUGCUAUAUCAAAAUUACAAGAUCCCCCAGCAGCGAAAAACGUUGCUUUCACACUUCUCAGCGCCUGUGAGGAGUGUCUCAGAGAACUCUCUGGUAGCCAUGGAUUUCUCAGGGAGGAUAGGCCGAGUGAUUGACAAUCCCGUGGAGGCUCAGAGUGCUGCCAUGGAGGAGGGACAUGCCUGGAGAAAGAGAAGUCAGCGUAUGAAUAUCCUAGGAAGCCCCAGCCCAUUACACGCCUCAUCAUUAAGUGGAGUUAUCCACAGAACUCAGCUUUGGUUUCACGGUCGUCUUUCACGGGAGGAGUCUCACAAGAUGAUCAAUCAGCAGGGCAGAGUGGAUGGAAUGUUUCUCUUGAGGGAUAGCCAGAGCAAUCCUAAGGCAUUUGUACUCACACUGUGUCACCACCAGAAAAUCAAACAUUUCCAGAUUUUACUGUGUGAAGAAGACGGUCAAAUGUUCUUGAGCCUUGAUGACGGCGCCACCAAAUUCACGGACCUGAUCCAGCUGGUGGAGUUUUACGUGCUGAACAGAGGAGUUCUGCCUUGCAAGCUUAAACACCCCUGCACCACUGUGGCCUUAUGACCUCCGUUUGCCUGAUUCUGCCUAAAAACAAACACUCAGACGUCAUGUGCUGUGGUGUAAUGCUGUGCUGCUGGGCUGGAGAAAAGCACACUGCGAGAGCAGCUCGCUAUCAAGGAGAGGGAAAAUCAAAACAACAAACACAAACAGGACCAGCAAGAAAUAAAGGAAAUAAAGCUUGUGUGUUAGCUGCUGAUGAACCUCUCAGCCACCUGCACACUAGACGUGGCCGGAGCAGGUUCUCAGGACAAUCAUCCAGAGGGAGUCUUCAGGAUCCAUGGUCUUAAUCGAGCAGAUAAUGAUUUGGGAAGACCAGCAGAACACUCGUAAAUCACAUUUGAUUUCAAUUUGCACUCAUGAACCAGGAACAAGCAAGCUAUAGCAAUUUUUGCUUUCAUAAAUCAAGCAGAUUUGAUUCAAGAAUGUCCUGUGAGAUGUGGACGGCCAAUUGGUGGUUUCAGUACUGUGAAAAGACAAUUCCUGUGAAUUCGUGCUUUCGAUCCUUUUCUCUGGUAAUCACUAGAAUAUUUAGACACUUGUCUUAUUUUUUUUUUUUUAUAUGCUCAUUUUCUUGAGCAAAGAACUCUCAUGCAUAAUGCAUUUGGCCUAUUUUUUUUGUGUAUUUUUUUUUUUUUUAAGUUUCUCCCCCUCACAA